This is a messenger RNA of Mercenaria mercenaria, 1258 nucleotides long. RefSeq lists its product as uncharacterized. NCBI's taxonomy places the organism in Eukaryota, Metazoa, Mollusca, Bivalvia, Venerida, Veneridae. Bases 229 to 969 code for a protein of 246 amino acids. The record is from RefSeq and is a predicted model, not a curated record. The transcript is spliced from 2 exons. Gene Ontology annotation, molecular function: protein binding.
UUAGGCAGCCCUUUUCCGGAAUUCAAUGUUUAUAUCAGUAUACUGACACUUGUUUCGUAAAGUAAUAUACAUGUUUUACAUGCUGUUCAAUUUUCAUGUCAAACAACUCUUUCUUUCUAUGAUUUGGUGUUGUUUGAUUUUUGUUUCUCAAGGCCUCCAUCGAAACCUUAACAGUUCGCACACAAGACGUCUAUUGUAAAGAAGCCGUUAAUAUAAGACAAUAUAAAAAUGGCCUCUGACGGGAUAAUAAAACAAGAAGCAAAUGCUGAAACUACUUUUACAUCGUUUACUGAAAAAGGAUUGUGUAGAGAUGAAGUGAAAUUAGUAUUUGACGAUGAACGGGAGCUGUUUGUUUCAGAAAACUUCCUGUCGCUUUCUUCGCCGGUUUUCAAAGCAAUGUUUUCAAAUGAUUUCAUUGAGAAAAACGAAAUGACAGUUAGGCUACCUGGGAAAAGCUAUGAAGACUUUCUUGAGUUCUUGAUGUGUAUCCAUCCAGCGGUGCAAAAACCAAUUGAUGAAUCGAAUGCAGUCCGUAUGGUACCGAUUGCUGAAGAGUACCAAGUACCAUCAAUAGCUGCAAAAUGCCAAAGGUUAAUGACGAAGGUUAUGAACAAGGAUCUUGCAGAGGCAAAAAAUUGUUAUUCUAAGUUAGAAAAUCACGUUGUGGCUGUUCGUAAAUGUCUCAUUUUCUUUAACACUGCAGUAGCAUAUGAAUAUAAAAGUGUUAUUGAGCAUUGUACUACUGUCCUUGCAAGCUUCCCGUCUGCAGUAUACACUGAUUUAGCAAAUUGCAACUACUUCAGCAACUCCUACCACUAUCAACAAAGUGUUAAAGUAAACGGAGAAAGCGUUAAUGUGAAAGACGUACGCUCUGAAUGCUUGGCUUUGUUUAAAAAACUACCACCAGAUGUUAGCCUCAUGGUUACUACCGAACGAUUAACAAAGUGCGAUAAUCAAAAACUCUUAUAGAGGCAAAUUGACAGAUCGAGCCGUGAGAUCUUAGCCACCAUAGUUUUAGGCUGUAUGACAGUUCUGAUGUUAUUUUACCGGAUGUAUUGCUGAACAUAAACAGUAUACUUUACACAAUUAUAAUAUCAUAGUACACGUGAUAUACAAAAUUUAAGAUAAAUGAACAUCAUGUUGGAGAUAAUUGAUAAACUGCUCUUAAGCACAAGAACAAAGGUUUUAGCUGAUAACCUUGUUGACUGAUUGUUUAGUUUGCCGAUCGGGUUCAAAAGAUUAGUUCUACGUUUUUUUA